AUGGACGUUUCGCCGGUGAUAGCAGGAAUCGGUGGCUACGAUCAGAGUUUUCCGGAAGAAGACACCGAUAAAGAAGAAGAUGAAGACCUUUGCCGGAUUUGUCGUUCACCGGAGGAACCAGGAAACCCGUUGAGGUAUCCGUGCUUGUGUCGAGGGUCCAUCAAGUAUGUCCACCAAGAUUGUCUUCGUACUUGGCUGAAUCGUCGCGGAUACAAGAAAUGCGAGGCAGCGUUUUCAAACAACUUUGUAUGUGGACGUAGCUACUCUUUUGUUCCGGUUUACUCCGAGAAUGCUCCGGAGAGGCUUCCAUGUAACGAGUUUCUGAUUGCGGUGUUAUUGAGAGUAGCACGUUACGUGAAACUGAUUGUUCCUUGGAUUGUGGUGAUUCUCUUCAACACAUACUGCAGUUCCUUACAUCCCUGGGGCCAAGAAGCUGUUGCUCAGUUCCAGAUAGAUCUUGGGAUGUUUCGGAAGUUCGCUUCCUUGUUUGCUGGCCUGAUUUACAGCACUUUGAUCUCGUGUUUCAUGUCCAUCAUCACUAUUAUAAGGGUGGAAGUAGGAGAUCUCAAUGUUGCUGGUGGGUUUGGCCUACCACAAGGUGUUAUUGGUGGAGUUGUGCAGGUCUUGUGGAAGCAUAUGAAGAUCCUUUGUGAUUGGUAUUAUCAUACACUCAUCCGUUUCUUGGGGGAACCUCGUCGACUAAUACUUGUUCCUCCAAACGCACCGAUUCAUGAAUUUGGGUUUAUCCGGCGGCUGCUUUUCUUUCUGGAUGACGAUGCCUUUGCUUUUCUUGCCAUCAGCGGAUAUGUGUCUCUCAUCUUUGUUCUUCUGCCGUUUUGGAUUGGAUGGAUUGUAUUAGCAACUUUUGGAAGCAGCUAUCUAUCCGGAAACUUGGCUGUUAUUGUUGGAUACAUGGUGACGCUGUCUAUUUCCUUUGCUUACUUUGGAAUCCUCUUCAUUCUCCGUCGAACCUCAUUUCCACCCGCAGGCCAAUGGUUUUCGCUGGGAUUUCACUUCAUAACAGACUUAACAAUGACAUUGCCGUGUCUCUUGUGGGGUUUCUCAGUAAAAGCCUGCAAAAACCUAUCUGUCAUGAAGGAUGCUUUCGUCAUUUGUUUUAAGAUUGGUGUUAUGCCUUGGAUGAUUGGAUGUUGGCUAUGUGUCUGCACCUCCCCUAUGUUUGGAACCAAAGUCUCCCAGAUAUUCGAGAUUCUUUCACGCGUCCCAAGCAUGGUUAUGCCACAAUGGCUGGUAGGAUUCUGUUACUUGAUGAAUGCUGACGCUUACAGGGAACUUAUCCAGGGGAUUAUUCAUAAACGAGCCUUUUGGUAUCUUCUAGAUGUCACAGAUCCGGAGUACAAGUUGACCAAACUGAAUCUUGGUCACACUCUCUUUGCGUUUGCUUCUCAUGGGGUAUUGUUGGUGACUUUGUUUCACUUACCAAUUAAAGUGAUUACAUUGAUCAGCCCGUCAUUUUUCCCUCUUAAGUUCGGGAUCACCGGAGAAAUGACUUUGCAUGGUGUAUACUCAAUUUUUUUCAACUCAAUUUCGAUCAACCUAAUAGUAUCCGGCCCUGAUCGGUUUAUCAAACAUACCAAACCAGCUAUCAAACUAAUGGUUCGCAAGUGGAUUACCACUGCUAGUUAUUGGCUUCAGCUGAGUGAUUUCUUGCUGGUAGUGCCCCAAGGAGGAGAGGGCUUUCACCGUGAUGAUCAGAAUGCGAGGCCAUUGUUGCAACCAAGAAGGCCGUAUGAUAAUAAUCCAUGGUUUAUAUUGUAUUCCAUGGCUGAAGGCUCUAUGGUCAAUUUGCAUGGAUCUCAGAAUGCUGAAGACGGUAUUAAAGACCAAAGAGAUAACAGGUUUCUGCUGAGGAUUGCAUUGGUGUUGGUGCUAGCUGCUCUGAGUAUGUUCGCCGUUAGUACAACGCUCAUGGCUUUGCCAAUUUUCGUGGGGAGAGUAUUCUUAGACUCUAUCUCUUUCUUCAUGCUAAGAAUUGGACUCAGACUUGACGAUGUUUGUUCUUUUUGGAUUGGAUUUGAUGUUCUGGGAGCAAUAUGUAUCAGCACUUGCUUUGUAUCUGAUCAUAUCCAGAAGGGAAGAAUCGAUUUGCUUCUCAAGUAUGUCUUCCUAGGGAUACGAAAUGGAUUGUUUUUCUCCAUCUGGAUCUCUGUCAUACCGGGAUUGCUCGGUCUGCUCAUCGACCUUAUGAUCAUCAUCCCAUCACGAGUGCCGCUAGAUGAAUCACCGGUCUACUUCUUGUUCCAAGAUUGGCUGAUCGGAGUAGUGGUGCUUCACAUCUGGGUCAUUAUGACAAUGCUCACGCCCAUGAAGUGGUUCGCGACCAAGGCAUGGCGAAGAAAGUUGGAGAGAAUCGGAGAUGUGGGAAUCAACAGACUUCCUUCAAUGUGGCUGCUUCGAGAUGUGAUCGGUUCCAUUACAAGCACACUUCUAACCACAUUCUCCAUCCCGUACCUGCUCGCCAAGUAUCUGUUUCCAUGGCUUGGAUUCUCGGAAAGCGUCAAUUCAGCUGUUGAGCGGUUGAUUUGGCCGGCGUUAUUAGCCAUCAUUGCGGUCUGGCACUUGGCCAAGCUAACACGUGAUCUCAUUGUCUACCUUCAACAGUUGGUCUUCAACGAACGCUAUUUGGUGGGUGAAAGAGUCGACAAUUUGACUGAAGAUCUCUAGAGCAGCGGAUUUGAUCCAUGAGAAGUAUAUGAUGAUGACCAACGAUGACUUUUGUUCAUAGACAAGUCAAGAUAUGUUUAUGACAGUAAUUAGAGGAAACCAAACCAAACCGAAUUUAGGGGUCUUCUUUUGCUCUUUUCUGUUGUCUUCGAAACAAUAUGAACCAAUUAUUGGUUUAAAUAUUUAGUUUAACCCGGUUUAAC
Molecule: messenger RNA, 2888 nt
Organism: Thlaspi arvense
Lineage: Eukaryota; Viridiplantae; Streptophyta; Magnoliopsida; Brassicales; Brassicaceae
Source: the annotation of a GenBank genome assembly